This is a messenger RNA of Entelurus aequoreus (snake pipefish), 2397 nucleotides long. Its product is annotated as cerebellar degeneration-related protein 2-like. NCBI's taxonomy places the organism in Eukaryota, Metazoa, Chordata, Actinopteri, Syngnathiformes, Syngnathidae. The transcript is spliced from 6 exons. Bases 728 to 2101 code for a protein of 457 amino acids. The record is from RefSeq and is a predicted model, not a curated record.
CCAAAUCACCAAACUUUAAUAUUUUUCACUUAAUAAAUAAAGGGUUUGUAUGUUCUCUAUAUCCAACAUUAUGUAUUAUUCUAACUGAUCUUUUUUGUAACGAAUGUAGCGCACAUUUCCUGGUAACUAAUUUGGAUUUAUGAAAAUGCAAUUCUAUUAAUAAUUCAAUUACUUUUCGCGUUAAGUAACUAGUCAAUAUUAAAGUUUAAUAUAAUAUAAUAAUAUAAAGUUGAAACGGUCUUCCGUUUGUCAUUGAAAUGGCGCCCUCUUGUGGCCACAAGUACGUGUCACGCACAGUCAUGAGACGCAGGUGUAACGUGCACAGCUACCACGUUAGAAACCGUAAGGUCAUACCUUCAAUAUAAAAGCUGAAAUUAACCUACGAGUACUAAUACAUGACACGUGUUAUUGACAAUCACCUUUCUAAUCACUAAAAAAAAACUAUUUUGAUGAUUUAAUGACUUAAAAUUAGAUUUCAUAAUUGUCUGUUUUAGGACGUGACUUCACUGUACCGAAUUAAGUGAUCGGUUCAAGUAUGCGGUUUUAUUUUGAAGUCCCGUAAAGCGGAAAUGUUCGCGCUUGACACACCGGGGUGUCAUCAUGAUGAUGCUGGAGUACCGGCGCAGUCACACUAGCGCCUUCCAAAAAAAGACAUGAAAGUUGUCUCCUCGUCAUGUAACUGGGAUUUUUGCAAGUAUUAUCGCGGAUUUAUAUUCAAGCUGACAUUAUGUUGACGGACGUGAGCCUGGACGAAGAGUUUGAGCUGAAGGAGGAGGAGCCCUGGUACGACAAGCAAGACCUGGAACGCGACCUUCAGCUGGCUGCUGAGCUGGGCAAGUCCUUGCUGGAGAGGAACCAUGAGCUGGAACAAAGUCUGCAGCAGAUGUGCGCCAACAACCAGGAACAAGUGCAGGAGAUUGAGCACCUGAGCAAGCAGGUGGACCUCCUGAGGCAGGUGAACGACCAGCACGCCAAAGUCUACGAGCAGCUGGACGUGGUGGCCCGGGAGCUGGAGCAGAGCAACCGCAAGCUGACUCAGGACCACAGGGCGUCCCAGCAGAAGAUCCACAGGCUGACAGAGACGGUGGAGCAGCUGCAGGCGCAGGUGGAGGAGCUGCAGCAUCAGCUGGAGGAGGUGAAGCUGGGACCUUCUCUGCUGGCUCAGGAAGGACAAUGGAGGACACGCAGAGCUCAGAGUGUGAGCUGCCUGGAGGAGCUGCAAAGGCCCCCAGAGGAACCUUGCGGGGACCAGGAGUGCUGCGGCGUGCAGCGAUGGCACGAGGAUCAGCAAGCGUCGCUGCGGCACACUCUGCGCCGCCUCCAGACUCAGUAUGCCGGUGAACGCACCCGUCGGGAGGAGGCGGAGCGAGAGGCGGGGCUCCUAAAUCGGGAGAAUGCGGCGCUCGAGCAGCAGCUGGCCGGGAUGGAAAGGUGCAAAGUGCGAGUGUCGGAGUUGGAGCGCGAGGCGGAGGAGCUGCGUGGCCUCUGGAAGUCUCGAUCCUUCGCCAGGUGCGACUCGGAAGAGGAGGAAGAGAUGAGCCGGCGUCCUUUCAAGCGCUGGGCCAGCGAGCGUCUGCUGAAGGCGCACGACUCCGCCAGGGAGCACGAGUACUGCUGCGCCAGGAGAGCUCAGGUGGUCAAACAGCGCGGCAUCUCGCUGCUCAACGAGGUGGACGCCCAGUACAGCGCCCUGCAGGUGAAGUAUGACCAGCUGCUGGGACGCCUCGGCCAGCAGCGUCACCAUGACGACCAGGAGGAGGAGGAGGAAGAGUGUGUGAGUCCCAAGGAGGUGCAGACUCUCACCGUGGACUCACUCACCAAGGACUCUCUCACCGUGGACUCUCUCACCGUGGACUCUCUCACCGUGGACUCCCUCACCGUGGACUCUCUCACCGUGGACUCUCUCACCGUGGACUCCCUCACCGUGGACUCUCUCACCGUGGACUCUCUCACCAAGGAUGACCACGUCCAUCAGCCCGAGUACAAACUACUUUUUAGGGAGAUUUUCUCUCGCCUCAAUAAAACCAAAGAGGACCUGGUUGAAAACAGGAUGAGACGUCCUGCAGGCCAAGUGGCGUCACUGCGGUCAUGUGACUCCUAAUACACUUUAUUAUUAUUACGUCUCUCUACCUCCAUGCAGAGGAACAUGCAUGCUGCUUCCUGAAAUAUGCAACUUACUAACUUAGCAAUUUUAGUAACAAAAAAAAAAGUUGUAAUGAAGUAACUUGAACAUUUGUGAUUGUGAAGAAAGGACAAAAGAAUUGUCUCUAAAUGUAAUAUUCCACUAAUUCUUCUUCUUCUGGUGCACCUGCUCUACUUGACUUUGUCAUCUUCACACCUAAACACUUUUUACACUAACUUUCAUCACCUCUCAUUCUUCAUGAAAUAUUAAACAUG